CACUCUGCAAUCGCGUGGAUGGCCUUCUCUCUUACACUGGCUGCAACUGUCACUGCGUUCUAUCUCCCUGCUCAGAUCCCGACGCUGCGCACAGCAUCCGCUGCUCUUACCCUGACGACCAGCAGGGGGAACAAGAUGGCCAGCGAAGGUAGGUCGCCACACUGAUUCAAAAAGACAGCAAGAUCAUUAUGAACGUCGCUUUCUACAACAUGCAGGUCUCGCUGAUAUCGGUGCUGCUCCCCCUGCCCCUCCGCAGACGGCCGCAGACGAGCAGGAGGGUGAGCCUGAGGCUCUUCUGCCCGCCGCCAUCCCCCGCUGGAUGCGGGCAGUGGAGAAGAACAUCCACCAGAACCGCAACAACCCUCCAGCCAAGUGGUUCCAGCUGGCGACCAUCGAUGAGACCAGCCGGCCCCGCUGCCGCACAGUGGUGUUCCGCGGGUUUGUGGACAAGACCUCGCCUGAAGGGCUGAUCAAGAUCAUCACGGACGCUCGGUCGCAGAAGGUGGGGCAGGUGGAGAGGAACCCCGCGGCUGAGGCGUGCUGGUACUUCGAGAGGAGUCGCGACCAGUUUCGGAUUGCGGGGAACUUGAGAGUGGUGUCGCCCCAAGAGACCGACGAGAGAUGGGCCCGCGAGCGCGUCAACACCUGGAAGGCUCUCAGGUACACACACAUCCAUCCAUCCAUCCGUUCACCACGGAAGCAGCAAUUGUGUCGUGUUAUUCCCCGUCUGUGCAGUGACAACGCCCGCAUCCAGUUUGUGUGGCCCGAGCCCCGUGCGCCCCGGCCGCCCGACGCUGACGACCAGGCUGACUUCUACCCCCCUGCUCCCGACCCGUCCAGCCCCCCAGACACCUUCUGUCUGGUCAUUUUGACUCCCGAGUCGGUCGACUAUUUGCAGCUGAAGCCCAACCCGCAGUUGCGGCACCUGUUUACGAGGCGGGUGGAUGAGAGUAGCGGGCAGAUGUGCUGGGAUGAGUGCAGGGUCAACCCAUAGCCAUAUGGCCAGACUUGGGUGUGUGUGUGUGUGUGUGUAGAUAGUGGUAGAGUGUGCUUGUCUGCGGAUGGCCGUCCAUGCAGUCUUUCAGCAAAGCUGAUGGAUUGAUGACUGUGUUGGCAUGGGAUAGAUAGAUAGAUGGAUGGGUGUGUAUGGAUGGAUGGACGGACGAAUGGGUGUGGGCGACUUCCUGUCCUCGUGAGUCGAUGCGUGGAUGGAUCACGCCUUACAAUAUUCACAGGCGAC
Molecule: messenger RNA, 1240 nt
Organism: Vitrella brassicaformis
Lineage: Eukaryota; Vitrellaceae
Source: the annotation of a GenBank genome assembly